AUGGAGAAAAGAAUUGAAAAAUUUGGAAUAUAGAUUCUUCUGAAUUAAAUUAAGUUUUAAGACAAUAAAUACAGCUCAAUAGAGAAUAUAAGGGUAUUUAUAAAAAGAUUAAGGAGAAAGUGGCUUAUAGCCCAAAGGUACAAAUUCGAUUUCCCUGAAUAACAGUUAUUUGGUAAAUUUGAUACUUUUGUCAGAAGAUUGGUUAAAUUAAUUGAUAUUUUUUAAAUAUCUAUUAAUUAUAAGCUUUGGCUAAACACAACCUAGAAGGUAUGGAAUAAUUAACAGCUAGAUUCAAUUAAAUCUAAAGAAUUCAAAGUUAAAAUCAUAUUUUGCUAGAUACAAACAGUAAUAAAUUUGAUAUAGUUGUGUUGA
Molecule: messenger RNA, 372 nt
Organism: Paramecium octaurelia
Lineage: Eukaryota; Ciliophora; Oligohymenophorea; Peniculida; Parameciidae
Source: the annotation of a GenBank genome assembly